This is a messenger RNA of Ictidomys tridecemlineatus (thirteen-lined ground squirrel), 7340 nucleotides long. The record is from RefSeq and is a predicted model, not a curated record. NCBI's taxonomy places the organism in Eukaryota, Metazoa, Chordata, Mammalia, Rodentia, Sciuridae.
GCCACACCGCGCUGCAGGAGUCCCGUGGUCCGGGUCGCCCUGCCCCUCCGCCUGGUCUCUACUCUGACCGUGUCUGCUUUCUCUGUUUUCCAGUCUUUAGAAAAGUGUGGAUGAAAGUGGACGCAGCUCUGCUGGCCGCCUCCCAGAGGCGACCUUAUCCGAGCGCGAGGGGAGUGUUCCAGCCUUCUGCGGCGCUGGGAGCUCUUCAAGGACAGCACCACAUCUGGUUCAGCCUGGUGCCCCGUGCUUAGCCAAUCAAUAGGGCCGGAAUUAAAUUCCUGACCCGACCCAGGGAAGGAGCUGCAGCUCCUCCUCCCGCCUCCCUCCUCCCCCUCGCCUGGGACCACGCCAGUUAUUUGGUUAUUAUUGGGAUUCGGCGAGGCCCUCUUCCUACCGAAAGUCCUCGGUAACCAGAGGAUACUUCAACCGUCCGGGCCUCCAUCCUACUCAGCGCCUGCCGGGUUCUGCAGGACAAGCCUCUGGGAGGUGCGCUCCGCCUGCGGAGCUUCUGCAGCCUCUGCGCCCCGAGCUUCGCUGAGGAGGCGCCUCCACACCGACUCCGUCCAGGAUUAAGUCCGCUUAGAAUGUUCAAGAAGUUGACUGGGAGGAGGCUUUAGAAUUUCCCGUUCAGUUGUUCUGACAAUGCAGCCAGAGUGAACCGAGGAAAACCCAGCUUUUGCCCUAAAGCCAAUGAAAUACGAAGCAUGUCCAUAAGAUGUCUCCUUGAGGUUGGCCAAGUGUCGCGAGUGCUUUCCAGUCCUGCAGCCACACUGUAGCUGCGAGUGAGCUGCAGCCACAUACGUGCAUCACUUCACAUCACGCACACAUCGUUCCAGAAUCCUCUUCACAACAACCCACAGCAGCUGGCCUGGAGUGGCCACUGACAGGCCAUCAGUGGACACAUGAAGUCUGAUAGCUGAACAUGGGUGAGGGUCCUCAUGCUCCAUCAUGUGGAGUGCCGAGCCUAGAGCAGAAGUCAUGGAGCAGCAGCCAGCAGGGUGGAUGUGACAUCCAGUUGGGAGCUGAGAGCGCCGACAGCAUUGGUGCUGUGUUGAACAGCAAAGAUGAGCAGAGAGAAAUUGCAGAAACGAGGGAGACUUGCAGGGCUUCCUAUGACACCUCUGCUCCAAAUGCAAAGCGUAAGUGUCUGGAUGAAGGAGAGACAGAUGAAGAUAAAGUAGAAGAAUAUAAGGAUGAACUAGAAAUGCAACAGGAAGAAGAAAAUUUGCCAUAUGAAGAAGAGAUUUAUAAAGAUUCUAGUACCUUUCUUAAGGGAACACAGAGCUUAAAUCCCCAUAAUGAUUACUGCCAGCAUUUUGUAGACACUGGACAUAGACCUCAGAAUUUCAUCAGGGAUGUAGGUUUAGCUGACAGAUUUGAAGAAUACCCUAAACUGAGGGAGCUCAUUAGGCUCAAGGACGAGUUAAUAGCAAAGUCUAACACUCCUCCUAUGUAUUUACAAGCAGAUAUAGAAGCCUUUGACAUUAGAGAACUGACACCCAAGUUUGAUGUGAUUCUCCUGGAGCCACCUUUGGAAGAGUAUUACAGAGAGACCGGCAUCACUGCCAAUGAGAGAUGCUGGACAUGGGAUGAUAUCAUGAAGUUAGAAAUUGAUGAGAUUGCAGCACCCCGGUCAUUUAUAUUUCUCUGGUGUGGUUCUGGAGAGGGAUUGGACCUUGGAAGAGUGUGUUUACGCAAGUGGGGUUACAGAAGAUGUGAAGAUAUUUGUUGGAUUAAAACCAACAAAAACAAUCCUGGGAAGACGAAGACUUUAGAUCCCAAGGCUGUUUUCCAGAGAACAAAGGAACACUGCCUCAUGGGGAUCAAAGGAACCGUGAAGCGAAGCACAGACGGGGACUUCAUUCAUGCUAAUGUCGACAUUGACUUGAUUAUUACAGAAGAACCUGAGAUUGGAAAUAUAGAAAAACCUGUGGAAAUUUUUCAUAUAAUUGAACAUUUUUGUCUUGGUAGAAGACGUCUUCAUCUGUUUGGAAGAGAUAGUACAAUUCGACCAGGCUGGCUCACAGUUGGACCAACCCUGACAAACAGCAACUACAAUGCAGAGACAUACGCAUCCUACUUCAGCGCCCCUAAUUCCUACUUGACUGGCUGUACAGAGGAGAUUGAGAGACUUCGACCAAAGUCACCUCCUCCCAAAUCUAAGUCUGAUCGGGGUGGUGGUGCUCCCAGAGGAGGAGGAAGGGGGGGAACUUCAGCUGGUCGUGGUCGAGAAAGAAAUCGAUCCAACUUCCGGGGAGAAAGGGGCGGCUUUCGGGGAGGUCGAGGAGGAGCACACAGAGGUGGCUUUCCCCCUCGGUAAUUUUUAGAGAUGUCAGCCCCUCUAGCCUUUGGGUGGGAGACUUACUUUCAGGACUCAGUCCCCCUCGCCUUUGUUCUGGCCGCUUUGUCUGCCAGGAGCAACUUGCAAACUUCCUCACCGGUGUCCUACCUGCGCCAUUUUGUUCGGGGUGAGCAGUCUUCAUGCAUGCGUGCAAUUGAGCAGGACGAACAACUCAGAUAGCUUCGCUUUCAGGACUGAAUUCACUCUGAUUUCAAACAGUUACAGAGGCUUCUGCUUUCUGGAAGUGGGUGGACAGUGGGAAGAUGCGGUCUGGAAUCAGGCUGGAGCUGAAGGGAGUCCACGGCACAUCCUUCCUUUGCAAUCACAGCAAGUGGGGGACGACUGCAGCCAUGGUGGAGUGGGGCACUCGGAACCCAUCUGCGGGGGUUCAGCAUUUCCUUGUUGAAAUGGUAAAAGAAGUGCAUACUGCAUUUUCUUCCUUUUAAAAAACAUUUUAAAUAAAUUCCAAUAUAAUUUGAGUACUGAAGAAAGUAAGAGACUUUGAACAAAAUCCCCUCCUUCCAGUUCCAAAUCUGAGAGGUGAGGUGGAGCUGCCAGGCAGGAUAAGGAGGAGGUAGGACACAGCGGGCAGACAAACAUGGAAGCUCUUUCUCAUGAUCUUGGUCCUGUAGCUCCAGGUGACUUCUGCUCUUAAGGCACAAAGCAGGACAGAAAUCCAAUUUCAGGAUGUGGCUGUGAGCUGGAACUUAUAUGGACCUUCAGAGCAGUUUCAUAUUCCAAAGCAAAGUAAAAGCAGCUGAGGCACCAGUAGAGAUGCCUGGUCGCCAGGCGCUGGGCCUGAGCACCUAGGGGUAAGUACUUGGCGGGUGAGGGAAUGAAAGCUUAGGCUUAUUUUUCUAAUGAAACUUAAAAUCUUUGGCUUUUGAGAUUCUAUUUUUCGUAAAUGGGAAUUACAGUUGUUACCAGAUGAAACAGGAUUGACUUAGAAGGGAACUCUUGUGGUCUCUACAUUGUAGUGGCCACUCUGUUCUCAUACAAAAGAGGAACUCGCACACACCAAGACUGAGGUUGAUGAGGACUGAGUGAUAGAAGGUACACCCUAAAGCCCGGUGAGCUCAACUCGCUCAGCCUGUUACACUUUCCAGUGCAUAUUGGUAGCAUUUGAUUAGCCCCUUUCUUGACACAGGUGCUGUGUCUCCCAGUUGGUUAGUGUGUUUGUUGAAAUGACAUUAUAAACUAACUGGAGGUAGAAUCAAAGGUCAGCUUGACCUGGGAAUGCUGGAGGGAAGUUCCAGGUGCCCCCUGGUGGGCCCUCAGAAGAGCUGGCUUAGGACUCUCCCUUGUUCCAUACCUGGACCUUCAAGACCGUGCUGUGGCUGGAGGCCUAGGCCCUGUGAGAUCUGUUUCAUAAUUAGUCUUGUGGAGGAGAGGACUGGCUCCUUGGUAGGUUGAAAGUUGGGGCACAGUAGCCUGCCAUCACUAGAGAAGAGCAAGGAGAGAGGAGGUGAAGGGAAAGGAACGCAAGACCUAGAAUCGAUCCCUUUGAAAGGUAGUCUGGCCUUCUGAACAAGGCUGGAAGGACUCCUCGGCCCAGCCGCCUUCUCCCUCGGGAAAGCUGGGCAUUGUCUUACAGCAGAGCGCUCACUCCGGCCUCCAGUGACUGUUCAUAACUCUGGCCUUAACUGAUUUUUGAUCCUCUUUGUAUUUACAUGUUCCAAAUUUUCAGUCUAGAAAUAAACUCUUAGUUGCUUUUCUUAUCAGGGAGUUGUGAGAAACAGCUCAGUGCAAGAGGUCAGGGUGCAAGAAAUGGGGUCAUCAUGGGGUCUGACUUGGUGCCUGUUGAGAGCCAGGGCACAUAGAGGGGCAGGACUACAACAGCACUGUUCUGAGUCUUGGUCAAUAGCAGGGCCGCCUUUAGGAGCCCUUGGAUCCCUGUGGAGAAAUUAGACCGCAUAUUUCCUGUGCCAAAGUCCAGCAGGGUUGUGCCAAGGGGACCUGGAGUUACAGUGAGCAUCCGUGGCAGGGCUAUUGUUAUAUGAGUGGUACCCAUAUCAACUGCUAAUUUAUACCUUUCAAUUGGUUACAGCAGUUGAUUUUAAAAGCUGCUGAUCUUAACCACUAACGUGUAUCUUUCAGUUAGCUACAGCAGCUUGUUCAAAAACCUAGCCAGGUGCAGUGGUGUACACUUGUCCUAGAAACUGAGGAGGCUGAGCCAGGAGGAUUACAAGUUGGAGGCCAGACUGGGCAACUUAGUGAGAUCCUGUCUCAAAAAGAACUGGGGAUGUAGCUCAGUAUAGGAUACCCCUGGGUUCAGUCCCUAGUACCCCAAAAUUUUAAAAAAUAAAUACUGGGAUCAAAUUUACUAAAAGGAAGUACGAGAAACCAUCACCUUUAAAGUCAUAGCAUGUAGGUUAAAGACUUGGCUUUAGUCUGCAGAGCUCUGAAGUGCACUUGGGAGGGAGCGGAAGUCAGUCUGAGCUGUGCUCAGCCCCUUGGAGGACUCACGUUGUGUGGUAGGCCGCAGCCGUUGCCUCUGGAAAGCAGAUGUCUGCAGGCCGGUAGUUUGUGGAGGUUUAAUGAUCCAAUCUGCUGCCAUUUUAUAGGCUUGUGCAUUUCAAGGCAACUUGUGGGUUGUUAAAAGGCCCUGAUGUAAUGCUGUUGCCCAUAAUUCAGGUGAAACUUAGAACCCUAAGAAGCUAAGCUUUCAGUGGUAAAUAGGGGCUGAAGAGAGCAGCUGACUUUACUACUGUGAGGCUGACUGAAAGCAAAGUAUAUGCAUGGUUAAGAAUACUGGGGUGGGCGUGCACUUGCCUGCACAGGGCUCAGGGUUCCGUUCCCAACACCACAGGGAAAGAAAACAAUAUUGCAUUUAUAAUAACUCCAAAUCAAACUUUGGAAAAAAGUAGAUACUGAUGCCAGAUGUGAGCCAACCAGCUCCUCAUAUCUCAAGUCCCAGCCCUUCCCUGACACAGUCGUGAUGGCACCAGGGUCUCAGGCUGCUCCCACUUUUCCGUAUUGAGUUUGCGGUGGCACCACACCUGCCUGUCUGCCUUUCUUUGCCUUUGGCUGUGGGGAAUGAGUCUGUGGCUUGCGUUACAUGAAGUCAACAGGCUCCUUUCUCAGCGUGUCCCUGUGCAAGUGGUGACUGCUUAGUCAGUGGGCCCUCCCCAUGGCCCUUGGAGUGGUUGCCAGGGCCUUCAGCCUCCUAGGUCCUUUUCCAUUCUGCUCGUGCUUUCUUGCUGAAUAGGGGGCCUGUUUUUCUAAAAGGGCUUUCCCUCUGUCUCAAGAACAUUGUCUGGGAGGGUGAGGAAACAGUAAUUUCCAAUGAAUUAUUAGUUAUCAACCAUCUUGAACAGAGUCAACUCCUGUGGACUGACCAAAUUUUAAAACGUGACUCUUUCCUUAGGACAUAAGGUUUUAGUUACUUUUCUGCCAAACACCACCUGUCAAGAGAGUGAUUAAACCACAUCUAUACCUCCUCCUUAAUAAUAGCCUGAAGGGGAGAAAACCGUAUUCCUCCUAUAAGGGAAGGCACAGGGACUGGGAGUGUAGAAGGGCUGGGGUGGUGCAGGUGGCGCCCCAGAGUCUUGGGAAGCUGUGUGGUCAGCACUGAUGCCCAAGCAGAGGCAACUACUAGACAAAGGAUGACCCUUCACUUCCCAGCAGGGCUGGGAGUAGAGGUCUAGAAGAGCCCGGUGUGGGCCUGGGAGGCGCAUGGUGCCUCCUCCUGGAGCUUCUAAGUCCAGUUUCAGGUCCUUUUCCAUGUUGGAAAAACUCAAGCUGGAAUUGGACCUGGAUUUCUUAUUCUAUUAAUAGGACAUGUUUCCAUCUGGCCAAAGUGAAAAAUUAGUGACAGAUCUUUCUUAUUUACUCUCAGCCAGUUGUCAUUAGGUUAGAUUUCUGGGACGUGAAGUUCACAUAAGCCUUCUUGAGAGAGUGAACUCUUCCUAAUGGUUCCUUGACAUCUGAUCCGGAAUUCUUGAGAGGUUCUUGUGGUUAACACUUAAGGCGUUGUGGCCCAUGCUUCUCGUCCCUUAAACUGUUACUUACAGCUAGUAGCUCCAUCAAUUAAAAUAUCUGUGACACAGCAAAUACAGCUAGGAGCUAGAUUAAUCCCAGCCUUCCUCACCCUCUGCCGAUUAAUAAAAGCCCUAGCAGGGAAGAUACUAGCAGCAGCAAACAUGCACAUGGUCUAACAGACAGGAAGCCUAAGUCCUUUGCAUUUACUGGCUCCAGUGAUCUGACUUCCUAGGUUGCACAGCCCCCCCUCCUCUGUGCUGCCUCCAGCUGGGGCAGGAGCACUGCUUCAGAACACCUCACACUUCAGAUGUAUUUACCCCAUUUUUGGCAAGUGGCCACUCAGAUUGCCCACAUUUCCAUUUUAUGCUGGGGUUUUAGUGCACUGAAGAAGCUUGAGAGGGCUUUUGCUUUCUCCCACUGAUAGGGUGACCAGCUCCCCAUCGACUCUCAGCAGCAGCUGUUCCCAGGGCAUCUGGCAGGCAGGCGUGCAUGUCCUGGACUCGGGUUGCAGACCUUGCAGUGCUUCUUAAACCACUGAGUGCACCUGAAACACACCAGCUGCAGGCCUGGGGGCUCAGCCUGGCCGUGUCUUUGCUGCUCUACUGGCCUCUGCAGCCUUUGCCAGCUGAUGAACAGCCCUGCUGAGCCAUGGAGUCUGGCACGACCUUGGCUGCCUACGGCCUGCUCCAAGUGUGAGUGGGCUGAUAACAGGGUCAGGUCUGCCACAGAAACGUUCACGGGCACUGCAGCUCUUGGAACACGACGUGUGUUCCGCUCUCCACCAGCGUUAUACCUGUUCCUGGUUGGGACGGAUGCCCAAGGCCCCUCUUGGCCACUCCUGGCAUGACGUUUCGUCAGCGUGGAUCAGCUUCCCUCGGGAUCAACUUCUGCUUACUGUACCCACAGGACACAGUCAAGGACCUUCAAAAGUGCCUUUUUAAGUAUGCUGUCUGACAUUUCCUAGGUUUAUUGCCUAACAAUCCUCAACCCUGAUAAAAAGGACAAUUUUGCUACCUGG